GCAUGACGAAUGCUGAAGUGCUUCAUCAGGUGGAGCAUGGGUAUCGUAUGCCAUGUCCUCAAGCUUGUCCCAAGACCCUCUAUGACAUCAUGCUGGACUGCUGGCGUAAAGAAGAAAUUGACCGGCCCACAUUUGAGACUCUUCAGUGGAAACUAGAAGAAUUCUUUGCCAUGGAUCCUAAAGAAUAUAGAGAAGCGUCUUUCAUACGAUAG
Molecule: messenger RNA, 212 nt
Organism: Candidula unifasciata
Lineage: Eukaryota; Metazoa; Mollusca; Gastropoda; Stylommatophora; Geomitridae
Source: the annotation of a GenBank genome assembly